Messenger RNA from Pezoporus occidentalis (night parrot), 2204 nucleotides. RefSeq names its product autophagy related 10 (gene ATG10). The coding region runs from base 148 to 921 and encodes 257 amino acids. Gene Ontology annotation, cellular component: intracellular anatomical structure. The transcript has 8 exons. The record is from RefSeq and is a predicted model, not a curated record. Lineage: Eukaryota; Metazoa; Chordata; Aves; Psittaciformes; Psittacidae. Gene Ontology annotation, molecular function: Atg12 transferase activity. Gene Ontology annotation, biological process: macroautophagy; protein lipidation; protein modification by small protein conjugation.
AAGAAGAGAGAUUCAAGCAGUACUGUGAAGAAUUUAUUAAACAUUCACAGCGGAUAGGAGAUGGUUGGGAGUGGAGAACUAGCAAGCACUUACUCCAGUAUGAUGCUGUUGAUGUCCUGAGUGAAGAAUCUUUCUCUACCUUCUCCCAUGGCAGCUCUGGCAGCCUGGAAAUUGGGAAACAACACAAGGCACGAUAAAUUCCCAGCUACAGACAGUCAUAAGCAGUCAACAAGAGCAUCACAAGCAGAGAUAAAGAUGCCAUUAUCCCACUCAGUGCUUGUCAGGCUCCACCUUGAAUACUGUACUCAGUCUGGGUCCCUGACUUACUCACUUAGGUUAAUCCAGGAUCUUGGUGAUGGUUAUCUUAGUAAAACACACUUCCAAAUAAGAAAUAGAAGCAUCCCACCAGAUCUCAAGGAGAAAUGCAGUGCUAACAUUGAACAAGCAUUAUUUACACAUGCUGAAGAGUCCUUGGAUGAUUCUCAAGUAGCUGGAGUUUGUGCAACAGAAGAAGUGGUUCGCUAUGAAUAUCAUGUCUUGUACUCCAGCAGCUACCAAGUACCUGUGCUCUAUUUUAGGGCAUGCUUUUUAGACGGAAGACCUUUAACUCUGGGUGAAAUAUGGAGAAGUGUUCAUGCAUGUUACCAGGAUCGUCUGCAGGAGGGGCCCUGGGACACUAUUACACAGCAGGAGCACCCCUUACUUGGGCAGCCAUUCUUUGUUCUACACCCUUGCCGGACUAAUGAGUUCAUCUCUUCCAUACUGAUCAGUUCACGGACAUACAACAGACACACAAAUUACAUUAUAUUGUGGCUCAGUACUGUAGGCCCAGUUGUGGGUCUAAACCUGCCCCUGAGUUAUGCAGCACUAGCACCUGAGCAGAAUACAAAUGCUGAUUCGGUUGAAAGACCUCUGAGCUGAUGACAAAUGGUGGUUAGCUAUAGCAAAGCUACUGCAGACUGUCCUAGGGCUGAAAUCAAACAAAGGAGUCCUUCCUGAAUGGUAAGCAGUGCAGAGUGGACGGAUGACUGUCAUGGCUCUUUUUUUCUGAUGAGAACUUGCCUGGUUACAGUGGAAGACCUAAAAGCUGCUUGCAGUUGUGACAACUUUCAAUCGCCAACAAGACCUGAACCCCUUGCAAUUGCUUUGACCUCUUGCAAUCAUUUUAUUAUCAUUAAUGAAGACAUUUCAUUAUCUCCUUCCUCUGUUUUUCUGUGGUUAUGGCCUUGGUAAGACUGCACACAAACGUGCAAGCAAGCAAGAGCUGAAAUGCUGAGUUUGGAUCUACUAAAUUUACCUGCUAAAAAUCACAUCUCUAGAAAAUCUGCACCAUCUGUGAGGAUAUGUACAGUAAAAUACUUUAAGGAUGUGGUUUAUGAUUUUGGUGGUCCAUGUAUGGACUGAGUCUGCUUCACCUAGGGACCACCUUCUCCACCACAACAUGAUGCAUGGGUCACUGUCAUGUUCCACACUACACACAGAGUAUCCUAAUCCCAGGACUGAAUAAUAGUUUUGUUUUGCUUUGUUGUUUUUUUUUUUUUGUUAGCAUAUUUUUUGUGUAUUUUGUGUACAUCGUGCUUCAGGGAACAAACAGCAUCAGGAUUGUAGACAAACAGAGUACAUACAGUCUACAUCUGAUUAAACAGGUACAGUUCUAGAGUUCAAGGUGGCUGAUACUGUUGCAUGAGAACAUCUUGACUUUUCCAUGCUUCACUGCCUCCAAAGGAAGCUUGCCAUGCUCUGUGGGAGUUGCUGUUGUAGUUAAUUAGUAUUUCUCAUUGUAUUGGUAGUUGUUCACAGGUUUAGUCCCUGUCGUGCAGUCUUUAUGCAACCCUCCCCUGACAGCUGUUUACUUUUUGGGUAAGUAGGAAUUGUAUGGUAGUGCAAUCAGUGAAAAAAAAAGAUUAGAAGUAACUUCCACACAAGUCCUCUUGGAUUCUUUCCCAAUCCCAUUUUAUUUGUAGUAUAAAACAGGCCACAAGUCCUGAGCAGUGGAGAUGGAAUUACACAUUUUACUUUGUGUGUUCAGCAAUAUAUCACUUGCAUACAGAGUUCAACUGUGACAGAGCCACAUCAGAGCUGGAAAUGUGAAAGUCAUUGGGUUUUGAAUUCUGGGUUUUCAUAUAUUUUGAUUGGAUGCAUAUUUUAAACUUACGUCAUAUGUUAUUGGUGGAUUGAAAUACAGUGCAGUCCUUAAAAUUCCA